CAAGGCGCUGAAGUUACUGCGGAAUCGAUAAAGAGUUCAGAAUGGAAGCCAGUCAUAAACAGCUUAUUUAUCUUCGCAAUAAUCGGCCGCCGCGAGCGCUUGCGACGUGCGACAAAUCAUUCUGGGGUUUCAAGUGAGUGCAAAAGAAAAUCGGCCGUUAAUAUCACGACUAAUUACAGCCUGACAUUCGUUUCCUUGCACAAUUAAACGACUGGCGCAUAAGUUAACGCGUUUCUCGCGGGACUUAACCUCCCAGAACGACACCAAAUUGCAGAUGAUCAAUGUUGGAAGGAUGGUAUUGCAGAUCCAUUGCCAACAACAAUGCAGAUGCAGAAGAAGAAGACGAUGAAGAGAGUCCUGAGGAAGAAGUGCCUAACUAUAAGGACCAGUAUCGCAACCUCAAAAGGAAGCUAAAAUUCUUGAUUUAUGAGAAUGAGUGUUUCCAGGAAGCUCUACGUUCCACGCAAAGAAAAUUGCUCAAGGUGAAUAGGGACAAGAGUUUCCUAUUAGAUCGUCUCUUGCAAUAUGAAAAGGUAGAUGCGUCGUUCAGCGAAAGUGAUGAAACCGAAUCAUCAGAUGAGGAAGUUGUUCGUCUUGACAAUUCCAAGAGGAAAAAAGUUGAAAUGAACGUUAAUAAUCAUACUUCUCAUCAUUCGCCAAUGGUCACAAAACCACUUAGUACUAGCAAAAAGAAAAGAAAUACACCAAAAGUUGCUAAAACGAACAACACACCUAUAGUACAAUCCUCAAAUAAUAUGGUUCCGAUGUCCUUGAUGUCUGAUGGGCACAUGACACCUGAGGAAGUAGAAAGACAUUUGGAAUCUCGUCAGACAUAUCUAGAACUCGUGCCAGAGAAAGCACCACCUACAGUUCCAACAGAAAUGUUCAGUAAUGAUCCUUCCUUGGACAGCGAAUCAAAUGAAAUUGGAGAACUCGAAACAUCACCCAGUAAUAUGGGCGAAGAUUGUCUCAGUGUGGACAUGAUGGCAGAGUGACAAACAUUCGUUUAUAGUUUAAUCAUUAAUUAUAAAAUGCACAUAUAGUUACAUGGCUCUUUAAGAUUAUUUCACGCGACUAACUCAACUGUAUCCACUAUAAUAUAAUACAAAUUUUUAUACACACAA
Molecule: messenger RNA, 1124 nt
Organism: Pogonomyrmex barbatus (red harvester ant)
Lineage: Eukaryota; Metazoa; Arthropoda; Insecta; Hymenoptera; Formicidae
Biological process (GO): chromatin remodeling
Cellular component (GO): Ino80 complex; nucleus
Source: RefSeq, a predicted model, not a curated record